AUGUGGAAAGGCACGACGGCACGGUGGAGAGGUGCGGGCCCGGAUUGGAGCAACGUCAGACACGCCGGAUCUUCCUUCGGAACCACGUCGAGACAAGAAGCAGGCGCCAACGCUUCCUCAUGGGUCGUUGCUUCUCGGCGAAGCUCGGCAGUGUCCCGGGCUCCAGAGAGGAGGCCGGUGGAGGACCCGAAUCGAAGAAGUAGGGAGGCCAGUAGGGGCGGCAGGGGCGGCGUCUGGAAGAACUCCGGCCUCCAGCAGCCUGUGGCCGCCGGUCCCCGGGAACCGCCGCUCUGCUUUGGGUUGAAGAAUGUAUGGGUCGGCGCUGUGAUCGGUCGUGGGGGGUCCAAAAUAAAAGACCUCCAAACUACAACAAACACGAAAAUACAGAUAAUAAAAGCUUAUCCAGAAGCAGAGGUCAGAAUUUUUGGGAACAAGGUGAUGCAAGCAAAGGCCAAAACAGCGAUAGAUAAUCUUGUUAAAAAACAAGAAAAUUACAAUUCGAAAUCCAGAAUUGACUUACCUCCAAUUAAGAAAAACUUUUAUAGGCAAUCAGAAACAACAAGUUCAAUGUCACAAGAGCAAGUAGACUCAUGGAGGAAAGAAAAUAAUAAUAUAAUGUGCGAUGACUUAAAAGAAGGCGAAAAGCGCCGUAUACCCAAUCCUACUUGUAAAUUUGAGGAUGCUUUUCAAUAUUAUCCAGAAGUUAUGGAAAACUUUAAAAGGGCAGGGUUUCAAAAACCAACACCAAUCCAGUCACAGGCAUGGCCAAUAGUUCUACAAGGAAUAGAUCUCAUUGGAGUAGCUCAAACCGGAACGGGGAAGACGUUGUCUUAUUUAAUGCCAGGAUUCAUCCAUCUUGACUUACAGCCUGUAAUUAGAGAAAAAAGGAACGGCCCCGGCAUGUUAGUCCUCACACCCACGAGGGAAUUAGCGCUUCAGGUAGAAGCUGAAUGUUCUAAGUAUUCGUAUAAAGGCCUUAAAAGUGUGUGUAUAUAUGGUGGUGGAGAUAGAAAUGGACAAAUACAAGACCUGAAAAAAGGAGUAGAUAUUAUUAUUGCAACUCCUGGGAGGCUGAAUGAUCUACAAAUGAAUAACUUCGUCAACCUCAGAAGUAUAACCUACUUGGUAUUAGAUGAAGCUGACAAGAUGCUAGAUAUGGGAUUUGAACCCCAGAUAAUGAAGAUUUUGUUAGAUGUGCGCCCAGAUAGGCAAACCAUUAUGACAAGUGCAACCUGGCCAUAUGCUGUCCGUCGACUUGCACAGUCAUAUUUGAAAGCACCAAUGAUUGUAUAUGUUGGCACUUUGGAUUUAGUUGCUGUAAGUACUGUAAAACAGAAUAUAAUUGUCACCACGGAAGAGGAGAAACGCUCUCAUAUCCAACGUUUUCUGGAAAGCAUAUCUUCUCAGGACAAAGUCAUAGUGUUUGUCAGCCGAAAAGCCAUUGCUGACCAUUUAUCAAGUGACCUGAUUCUGCAACAUGUAUCAGUAGAAUCUCUUCAUGGCAAUCGAGAGCAGUGUGACCGAGAGAGAGCAUUAGAAAACUUUAAAACAGGUAAAGUAAGAAUAUUGAUUGCCACCGAUUUGGCAUCAAGAGGUCUCGACGUCAACGAUAUCACACAUGUCUAUAAUUACGAUUUCCCCCGGAACAUCGAAGAAUAUGUACACAGAGUGGGGCGUACUGGAAGAGCAGGGAAGACAGGGAUAUCUAUUACGCUCCUCACCAGAAAUGACUGGAGAGUUGCUGGCGAGUUAAUCAAUAUUCUGGAAAUAGCACAUCAGAGCGUCCCAGAGGAACUUGUGGCAAUGGCCGAGAGGUAUGAGGCACAUAGACUAAGAAAAGAAACGGAAAGAAAGUUGGGGAAACCCCAAGGAAAACCCAAGAAGUUUUAUUAGUCUCCUUGAAAAGUGGUGCCAGCCUAUUCAAAGAUAUCAAGAUUUUUUUAGAGCUACACUAUUUAGAAUAUCCAGAAAUACUGGAAAAAUGCUGGCUGGCACUAUGAAGAGACAAUGGAUUCGUAAAAGAAUAAGUGUUUAAAAAUAGAAUUUGACAUUUUAUACUUUCUUUAAUAAAAUCAAAAG
Messenger RNA from Canis lupus familiaris (dog), 2079 nucleotides. Its product is annotated as probable ATP-dependent RNA helicase DDX43. Lineage: Eukaryota; Metazoa; Chordata; Mammalia; Carnivora; Canidae. The record is from RefSeq and is a predicted model, not a curated record. Gene Ontology annotation, molecular function: ATP binding; RNA binding; RNA helicase activity. The transcript has a single exon. Bases 1 to 1893 code for a protein of 630 amino acids.